AUGAACGUGGACAAGUAUGCUUCGAAACUAAAAAACUUGAAGAGGAAGAGGAUCAACUUGACGGUAAAAAACCGGAAAGAGAUGAACAAAGAGGAGAAACUUAAUUCAAUUAAUAGAAAGCCGGCUGUAUAUAGCAUGAAUGAGGAACCAGAAGAAGGAGGUUCAGGUAGCGCCGACAAGAAGGAACACGAGGACCAAAAAACGAAAUUGUUUGGCUACAGCAUUCGCGACUACGAGCAGUGGCAGAAUCGAGAAGAUCGCAAAGUGAAGAUGGACUCUAGUCAGUACCGAGAUCUCGCCAAAUCUACAUAUGACAAGGAAGUGCAGCGAAUGGUGCAGAAGGAAAAGCAUCAUAAUAGAAUAGAAAAACAACGUUUUAAGGUUAACAGCCGGGGAAAGCUGGAGGUCAAAGAUGAUCCGAACUUAGUAAAUGAACUAGCAGAAUCUUUGAAUCAAACUGCGAGCGAGAGAUUCUUAAGAACCCGAAAAAAAAUUGACCGCCAAACGACUAGUGAAUCGUCCUCUGGUUUUGUAAACGUGAAAAACAAGCAGUUCAACGACAAAUUAGACCGGCAAGCCAAGAAAGCGGGGCACCGGGAUAGCGAUUAG
Messenger RNA from Lachancea nothofagi CBS 11611, 609 nucleotides. Lineage: Eukaryota; Fungi; Ascomycota; Saccharomycetes; Saccharomycetales; Saccharomycetaceae. The record is from the annotation of a GenBank genome assembly.